GCAUCCUAUUCAUUUCAGUGGGCUCCCCUACAUAUGACACAUGUGCUUUCCCAGGACCCUGCAUUCACUAUAUCUGGUCUCCCAGGACCCUGCAUUCACUAUAUCUGGUCUCCCCAUACCCUGCAUUCACUAUAUCUGUUUUCCAAGGACCCUGCAUUCACUAUAUCUGGUCUCCCAGGACCCUGCAUUCACUAUAUCUGGUCUCCCCGGACCCUGCAUUCAGUAUAUCUGGUCUCCCUGGACCCUGCAUUCACUAUAUCUGGUCUCCCAGGACCCUGCAUUCAGUAUAUCUGGUCUCCCAGGACCCUGCAUUCAGUAUAUCUGGUCUCCCCGGACCCUGCAUUGACUAUAUCUGGUCUCCCAGGACCUUGCAUUCAGUAUAUCUGGUCUCCCCGGACCCUGCGUUCACUAUAUCUGGUCUCCCUCGGACCCUACAUUCACUAUAACUGGUCUCUCUGGACCCUGCAUUCACUAUAUCUGGUCUCCCUGGACCCUGCAUUCACUAUAUCUGGUCUCCCAGGACUCUGCAUUCACUAUAUCUGGUCUCCCUGGACCCUGCAUUCA
Messenger RNA from Staurois parvus, 564 nucleotides. Lineage: Eukaryota; Metazoa; Chordata; Amphibia; Anura; Ranidae. The record is from the annotation of a GenBank genome assembly.